AUGGGUACUGAGGGUGAAAUACUAGAGCGCUACGUUUCAAACAAACUUGGGGAUGAUUGUAGUGGUGAUGGAAGUGAAGAGCAUCCCUACAAAACUCUUCACAGAUUGUUUGAGGUCAUGACCCUUGAAGAAGUUUCACAAUUGAAAAUUUAUGUGGAUGCGACUGAAAAGCCGGAGGAAAAGUGGGCUGAGAUAUCAAAAACUCAGCUGAAGAAAAAAAUGAAGGAGUAUAAAAUUCAGUCGCAGAAAUCAGCCGCCCCUGGUGAAACUACUACUGGCACUCCUGCUGUGUCGACCGUUACUUCUGCCCCUUCUGCAGUUGAAAUUAAAGAGGAUUUGAGUCUGCCUGCAGCUAUCAAAUCUAAAAUUUGCAAUCUUCACACCCAUUUGGACAAGCGGGUACAAGUUUAUGGUUGGGUUCAAGCCAUUCGUCGUCAGAGCAAGAAACUCAUGUUCAUUGUUCUUCGUGAUGGAACUGGUUAUCUCCAAUGCAUUCUGGCAAAUGGUCUUCCUCAAACAGCUGAUGGGUUAGCACUUGCCCCGGAAUCAACAGUUUUUGUGAAAGGUGUUGUGUCCAAGGUGCCUGAGGGUCAAACUGCUCCAGGUGGAAUUGAGCUUCAUGCAGAUUACUACGAAGUUAUUGGAAAAGCUCCACCCGGUGGUCUGGAAUCAGUGGUGACAGAGGAAUCGGAAGUGGAUCUUCAAUUGGACAACCGCCAUUUGAUGAUUCGUAACGAAAAGGAGUCGAAGAUUUUGAAGGUUAUCAGUGCUGCAUCCCUAGCCUUCCGAGAUCACUAUAGAUCUCGUGGUUUUAAGGAGGUUCAACCUCCGACCUUAGUUCAAACCCAAGUUGAAGGUGGUUCGACUCUCUUCAAAAUUGAUUACUUCGGUGAACCUUCUUUCUUGACGCAGUCAAGUCAGCUUUACUUGGAGACUUGUCUACCUUCUGUUGGAGACUGUUAUUGCAUGGUUCGUAGCUACCGAGCUGAGAAGAGUCGUACACGUCGGCACUUAUCUGAGUACUUGCAUAUUGAGGCUGAAUCGCCCUUCAUAGAGUUCGAUGAUCUCUUGAACCAGAUUGAAGAUCUGGUUUGUGAUGUAACAGAGCGCGUUAUGAAGGAGGUUGGAGACUUAGUCUUGGAGAUAAAUCCUGGUUUCGUGCCACCAAAACGACCUUUCAUGCGAUUGGAAUACCGUGAUGCUCUGAAGCGGCUGGAGGCUGAGAAGAUUUACAAGGAGGACGGUGAGAUGUUCAAGUUUGGAGAUGAUAUUCCAGAGAAACCAGAGCGAGAGAUGACUGAUAGAAUCGGUACUCCUAUCCUAUUGACCAAGUUCCCUACUGAACUGAAGGCUUUCUACAUGCAGCGUGUGAAGAAUGAUCCAUCUGUGACAGAAUCGGUUGAUUUACUGAUGCCCGGUGUUGGAGAAAUUGUUGGUGGGUCAAUGAGGAUGACUGACAUUAAAGGUCUCCUUGCUGGUUAUUCACGAGAGGGAAUCGAUCCAUCUCCCUACUAUUGGUACACUCAACAGCGUGAGUUCGGAACCUGUCCCCAUGGUGGCUAUGGUUUGGGAUUCGAGAGAUUCUGCACUUGGCUCCUAGGACAAUAUCACAUUCGUGAUGUCUUCGCAGGAUUUUGUAAUAUCGUGAUGGGUACUGAGGGUGAAAUACUAGAGCGCUACGUUUCAAACAAACUUGGGGAUGAUUGUAGUGGUGAUGGAAGUGAAGAGCAUCCCUACAAAACUCUUCACAGAUUGUUUGAGGUCAUGACCCUUGAAGAAGUUUCACAAUUGAAAAUUUAUGUGGAUGCGACUGAAAAGCCGGAGGAAAAGUGGGCUGAGAUAUCAAAAACUCAGCUGAAGAAAAAAAUGAAGGAGUAUAAAAUUCAGUCGCAGAAAUCAGCCGCCCCUGGUGAAACUACUACUGGCACUCCUGCUGUGUCGACCGUUACUUCUGCCCCUUCUGCAGUUGAAAUUAAAGAGGAUUUGAGUUUGCCUGCAGCUAUCAAAUCUAAAAUUUGCAAUCUUCAAACUCAUUUGGACAAGCGAGUGCAAGUUUACGGCUGGGUUCAAGCCAUUCGUCGUCAGAGCAAGAAACUCAUGUUCAUUGUUCUUCGUGAUGGAACUGGUUAUCUCCAAUGCAUUCUGGCAAAUGGUCUUCCUCAAACAGCUGAUGGGUUAGCACUUGCCCCGGAAUCAACAGUUUUUGUGAAAGGUGUUGUGUCCAAGGUGCCUGAGGGUCAAACUGCUCCAGGUGGAAUUGAGCUUCAUGCAGAUUACUACGAAGUUAUUGGAAAAGCUCCACCCGGUGGUCUGGAAUCAGUGGUGACAGAGGAAUCGGAAGUGGAUCUUCAAUUGGACAACCGCCAUUUGAUGAUUCGUAAC
This is a messenger RNA of Rodentolepis nana, 2382 nucleotides long. NCBI's taxonomy places the organism in Eukaryota, Metazoa, Platyhelminthes, Cestoda, Cyclophyllidea, Hymenolepididae. The record is from the annotation of a GenBank genome assembly.